CUCACCCAGGGUGGCCGCUUCCACUCUGGUCUUACUGCUGACUAAACUUUAAAAUUAAUUCGAGAGUUCUAAGUCCGGUUAGGAAGGUGAACUGCAAUUUUGAAAAGUGAACAUUGGGAAAUCGCUUGUCAGUGUUCACUUUUAUUAAGUUACUGAAGUCAUGCGAUGUAGUCUUUUAAGAAGAGCGCGCCAGGCGAAUAGCUCUAAUUCCGAAGAAGACAAUAAAAAUUACAGAAUUCUUCAAGAUUUAAAUAAACACCAUUGGCUUCUAAAAAAGCUUAAGUGGGAGAUUAAGACGACCAAAAGAAAUCAUAAGGACUUCAUGGAGCCCCGACCACGUACCAUAGCUGGUCUUAUGCGGAUAAAUGAAGUUGAUGUCGCGAUUAUUAACGAAGAAACUUCUAACGCUGAAGCUGCGGCCCCACCACAAUCGCUGCCUGUCUCGCUGCCUGUAAAUCUAUACAACCGAGUUAACGGUACUGGUUUGCGCGUGAGACCUAUCAGUAGCCUAGCAAGUGUUCGCAACGUUAGUGAUAAUAUGGCCCCUGAUCCGAAAGACGUAGAGGUCGCUUAUAACGAAAUAACUAAAAGAAUUUAA
Manduca sexta (tobacco hornworm) is the source of this 598-nucleotide messenger RNA. RefSeq lists its product as uncharacterized. The transcript is spliced from 2 exons. The record is from RefSeq and is a predicted model, not a curated record. The coding region runs from base 161 to 598 and encodes 145 amino acids. NCBI's taxonomy places the organism in Eukaryota, Metazoa, Arthropoda, Insecta, Lepidoptera, Sphingidae.